AUGCUGCAAAUGGAAAUGGUCAUCUUCUUCUUCCUGGUGCUGUUGAUGUGUGUAUUUAGCCAGGAGCCCAGUUCCAAAGUGGUGGCCGACCGCUACGCCGUCUUCUGGAACCGGACCAACGCCAAAUUCCAUCGUGGAGACUACCACAUCGACGUGUGCAUAAAUGACUACCUGGAUGUCUACUGUCCCCACUAUGAAGACACGGUGCCUGAGGAGCGGACUGAGCGAUAUGUCCUCUACAUGGUUAACUACGAUGGCUACAGCACGUGCGACCACACCGCCAAGGGCUUCAAACGCUGGGAGUGCAACAGGCCGCACUCCCCGAACGGACCGCUCAAGUUUUCGGAGAAGUUCCAGCUCUUCACUCCCUUCUCCUUGGGCUUUGAGUUCAGACCAGGCAGAGAAUACUACUACAUAUCCUCCACCAUUGCUGAGAACGGGAGGAAAACAUGCCUGAAGCUCAAAGUUUUCGUCCGACCAUCAAACAGCUGUGUGAAAACUAUAGGCGUACAUGACCACGUUUUUGAUGUAAACGACAAAGUAGACAAUACAUUAGAACCACAAGACGAUACCAGCCAUGUACCGGCUGAGCCUUCCCGAAGUGACGAAACGAAUGCUGCGCCGCACCUGCAGAAAACAAGUCAACUCCUGGCUUUGUUGCUGGUCUGCCUAUCAGCACUCUUCACUUUAUAGCGCCCCCCCACCCCCUCUGUUCCGGAGGGCAUUUACACCUAGCGUGGCCUGAAUCUGCCCGAGGCUGCAGGGAAGGGGCGGGAUUUGGGUUGAGCGUGUUUGCUUGAUUGGGCAUCAGAGCAGGCUUCUCAAGGAACCCUCUAUUUUUUUCAGAAAUAUAUUUAAGUGGUCUUUCUCUGUCUGUGAGUGGACAAAAGUUGAUGUUGGAAGUGGGAGAGACAGUUCCCCCUCUUAAACUUUCAACUAAGAUGCCAAAUCCCGUUUUUUGACACUUAGUGAUUCUUAUUUUCCGGUGACUUUUGACAUCCCUUUACAUCAUGUUUAUGUCAUUGCAGCACUGAUGUUUACCCACACACACAUACACAUACACAGCACAUACACAUGCGUAGAGAGUCAAAUAGAAAACACUCCACUAGCAGUAGGGUUUUUACAGUUGUAUACAGUAGCAGCAGUACACAGUAGAAAAGUGAAGAUUCUAGAUCUUAGAAAAAAAUGUACAUACACAAAUAAAUAGUUGUCCCGAGACCUCUCAAUAAGCCUUUUGUAAUAUUUUGAUCAAGUUUUAGGGGGGGGGGGGGCGGGGAGC
Molecule: messenger RNA, 1279 nt
Organism: Cottoperca gobio
Lineage: Eukaryota; Metazoa; Chordata; Actinopteri; Perciformes; Bovichtidae
Gene: efna5b
Product: ephrin-A5b
Exons: 5
Coding region: 1-693 (230 amino acids)
Biological process (GO): regulation of actin cytoskeleton organization; regulation of cell-cell adhesion; ephrin receptor signaling pathway
Cellular component (GO): external side of plasma membrane; plasma membrane
Molecular function (GO): ephrin receptor binding
Source: RefSeq, a predicted model, not a curated record